Molecule: messenger RNA, 1064 nt
Organism: Maniola jurtina (meadow brown)
Lineage: Eukaryota; Metazoa; Arthropoda; Insecta; Lepidoptera; Nymphalidae
Exons: 2
Coding region: 1-939 (312 amino acids)
Biological process (GO): regulation of transcription by RNA polymerase II
Cellular component (GO): transcription regulator complex; nucleus
Molecular function (GO): DNA binding
Source: RefSeq, a predicted model, not a curated record
AUGGAGCGUGAUAACUUUGACACAGAACUUUUUAUCGACGAAAUUGAGAAAAGGGUAGCUAUAUGGGAUAUGGAAUCAUCAGAUUAUUCUAAUAGAAUCAUUAAACGUAGGAACUGGGAAGAAAUAGUAGAAAUUUUUUGUGAAGCUGGUGAUUCCGAGGAGAAAAAAAAAACUUUAGGUACUUUAUUGCAGAAGAAGUGGAAAGGGUUGCGUGAUGGCUUUGUAAGAGAAAUGAAGAAGAAGAAAACCACACCGUCUGGAUCAGGAGCCUCCAGCAAAGCCAAAUAUAUUUAUUUUGAACGUUUGAUGUUCCUCGAAAGAUCGACACGGAAUAAAAUAACUGAGAGUAAUAUCAACACCGCGUCUGUUGCAGUUGAAGAACAGGAGUUUUCGGGCGAUGGGGAAGAUGUAAUGAGACCUCCACGUAGUCAGGCGAAAAAGAAGAAAAAACUAAAUGCAGCCGACGAAGAAUUUCUUUCCAUCAUAAAAACAAAUUUAGCAUCUGGAAAUCAGCCACAGACAUUAAACCAAACGGAGUCAGAUGAUGACAAACUAUUUUGUUUGUCCUUACACAAAGAGCUUCUUAAAGUACCAGAGGAACACAGACUUCAAACAAAAAUUGAAUUAAUGAAAGUACUUCAAGCUCAACAAGUACUGUGCCUUAAACCUGCAGCUGCUCGUUCCGACUACCAACCUUCGUCACAAUAUCAUUACCAAACAGGAAUGACUCAACGUGGACAGAGAGAUUAUUUUGGAGAAACAGGGUAUACCGCAACAGACCCUUCAACAUCUUCGUUUCCACCUGCAACCUUUUCGACUUACAAUCGAGGUUAUUGUACUGCUUCACGACCACCAAUGACGUCUAGCUACAAAACCCCAUCACCGGCAUCUACACAAGAUUCCAAUGAAUCUGAAUUAAUGGAACUUUACGAUAAUUAAAUUCAAUAUUAAGUACCUACCUAUAUAAGAAUGAUUCCUAAUUUUUGUUAAUUUUGUUCAAAUUCUUUAUUUUUGUUAAUUAGGUCUUAGUUUAUACUUACUAAAGCUAUAAAAAAUAUUACCUC